Molecule: messenger RNA, 3724 nt
Organism: Boleophthalmus pectinirostris (great blue-spotted mudskipper)
Lineage: Eukaryota; Metazoa; Chordata; Actinopteri; Gobiiformes; Gobiidae
Gene: cert1
Product: ceramide transporter 1
Exons: 18
Coding region: 575-2443 (622 amino acids)
Biological process (GO): ER to Golgi ceramide transport
Cellular component (GO): Golgi apparatus
Molecular function (GO): phosphatidylinositol-4-phosphate binding
Source: RefSeq, a predicted model, not a curated record
UAAAGCGUGGCUGCGACUCCUCCCCCUUGACCAGAAUGAAGACAAGCUACUCAAGCCUUCGCCAAAAGCUCACUAAACUGCGGAACCAAGAUCGGUGGCCUCAAUUUCUCCACUUUAUUGGUUAUAGGUGUUCGUUCCGUAGCUACGCCGAGGCCUUUUUAUGGAUCACUUCGCUAAUUGCUUCAUCGCUUGCAUCCAAUGAGGCAGACACCUUCCUUCUUCCCAAGUUGCUGUUUAAGUUACCGCUAGCUUACGUUAGUUGCGUCGUUUGACAGCUAACGCUAAUGCUAACUUGCUAGUUUCAUUGGUACUCGACGCCAACUUCAAAACAAAGCCCGCAAAUCGAAAAAUGACCUGUACAUCUGCUUUGUUAUUGUAGGGCAGUGCGCUGGUACAUUACGAUUUCGCCUCUUGCUGACAAUUAUUUGCUUUUACGAUCCUGCUUACUGCACCAUGGCCAUGCUUAAUUUGCUACGUGAAUGCUAAGAUCAACCUGUAAGCAGGUUUAGCUCUGAUCUGUUUGAAUUGACAACACUCAGUCCACGUCGUAUAGACUUUGUACACUUGCGUUUAAAUGUCUGAAAAGAGUUCAUCGUCCGGGUCAGAUGAGGAUGUGGACCCCGAGUCUGGGCAGCCCAUGGAGCUGGGUGGUGUUUUGAGCAAAUGGACAAAUUACAUACAUGGAUGGCAGGACAGAUGGGUUGUGUUGAAAAACAAUACUUUGAGCUACUACAAAUCAGAGGAUGAGAGGGAAUACGGGUGCAGAGGAUCUUUGUGCCUCAGCAAGGCUGUCAUCACACCUCAUGAAUUUGACGAGUGCCGUUUUGACAUCAGUGUGAAUGACAGUGUGUGGUAUCUCCGAGCGGAAGACCCCGAGCACAGACUGCAGUGGAUAGAGUCCAUAGAGCUACACAAAGCCGAGUCUGGUUAUGGCUCUGAAACCAGUCUGAGACGUCAUGGUUCGAUGUUGUCACUUACAUCAGCAGCAAGUGCCUUAUCUGCCACCUCCUCAUCCUCCUUUAAGAAAGGACACAGGUUGCGUGAGAAAUUGGCAGAAAUGGAAACUUUUCGGGAUAUCCUCUGUCGUCAAGUGGACACUCUGCAGAAAUACUUUGAUUCCUGUGCUGAUGGCAUCUCUAGAGAUGAAUUUCAAAGAGAUACGGUUGAAGAGGACGAAGAUGAGGAGAAUUUCCCUGCAACAUCAAGAACCGACGCCGAAUGUAACCAUAACAACAAUGGCAGCAAAGAGAAAUUGUUUCCUCCCGCCAGCCCCAAAGAUAUGAAUGGUAUUGAUUUUAAGGGAGAAGCCAUUACCUUCAAAGCCACCACUGCAGGCAUCCUGUCCACUUUGUCCCAUUGUAUCGAGCUCAUGGUGAAGCGCGAGGACAGCUGGCAGAAAAGACUGGAUAAGGAGCUGGAGAAAAGAAGACGACUAGAAGAGGCCUACAAGUGUGCUAUGAAUGAAUUGAAGAAGAAGUCACAUUAUGGAGGUCCAGACUAUGAGGAGGGUCCCAAUAGUCUCAUUAAUGAGGAUGAGUUUUUUGAUGCAGUAGAAGCAGAAUUGGAUAGACAAGACAAAAUAGAUGAGCAGAGCCAGUCUGAGAAAGUCAGACGAAUCACUCCGGUUCCUGCCACUGACCCGUAUUCCACUAUCGGCUCUCAUCGGUUAUCUGCCAAGCCUCAUAGCUUUUCCUCUUCCCUGUCCUCCAUUGAGUUAUUCAGUGCUUCAGAUGACAUUCACAGAUUCAGCGCACAGGUGGAGGAGAUGGUGCAGAAUCACAUGACCUACUCCCUUCAGGAUGUGGGCGGUGAUGCCAACUGGCAGCUGGUAAUAGAGGAAGGCGAGAUGAAGGUUUACAGAAGAGAGGUGGAGGAAAAUGGUAUUGUUUUGGACCCACUUAAAGCGACGCAUGCUGUGAAAGGUGUAACAGGACAUGAAGUCUGCCACUACUUUUGGGAUACCGCUGUCCGAAUGGACUGGGAGACCACCAUAGAAAACUUUAAUGUUGUGGAAACACUGUCAGAUAAUGCCAUUAUUGUGUAUCAGACACACAAGAGGGUAUGGCCUGCCUCUCAGCGAGAUGUCCUUUACCUGUCGGCCAUAAGAAAAAUCUUGGCGACAAAUGAGAACGACCCUGACACGUGGCUUGUCUGUAACUUCUCUGUGGAUCAUGACAAUGCCCCUCCUACAAACCGCUGUGUUCGUGCCAAAAUCAAUGUUGCUAUGAUCUGCCAAACUCUGGUUAGUCCACCAGAGGGAGACAAAGAAAUUAGCAGAGACAACAUCCUCUGUAAAAUCACAUAUGUUGCCAAUGUAAAUCCUGGUGGCUGGGCUCCAGCCUCAGUUCUUAGAGCAGUGGCCAAAAGAGAAUACCCCAAGUUCCUUAAACGCUUUACCUCCUACGUCCAAGAAAAAACUGCUGGGAAUCCCAUCCUCUUCUGAUGACACAAGGAUUGUUAAAGUUUCAGAGGAGACAGGUUCAGCCCUAAGUGACUGUCAGAGACUUCAUGAGUCAUGCAUUUGUCAGAACAGAAGAGGCUGCAUCGCCCGGAUCCAGAUUUUUGCUUAGAGAAGUUAAUAUGGCUUUAAUCCAUCUUCCUGGCCAUCUUUCUAUCGAUAGAGUUUCUAAAUGUUUUUGACUGGUUGCUACCACCAUUUUUGCUUUUGUAAAUUGUUUUGUAUAUUUUAUAUAAUUAUAAACUUACUGAAUUUGGGGUUCACUUUAAUCAUUAGUAUUUCAGCCGUUUGUUUUGCUGCUAAAAUAACUACUAUGGGAGAGAUAUCCUGAAGGGAGGUAAACAAUCACCUCUUUUUGCCUUCUUUAUGUCUCCAGUGAAGACUUGUUUUACUGGAGGUUUUAGAGAUUCUACAUUAGGAUAAGCAGCUUUUGGAGAACACCAUGGACACAACACAUUGUACAGAUAAACAAUGUUACUUUAUCAGUGUGAAAUGUGAAUUGACUGUUAAAUGCUUGAACUUGCAGACAGUAGUGGACCAAGAAGGCCUGGAGCAGAAUAUUAAGACAUAUUGAAAUUUGAUGACGAUUGAUUUGAUGCUGGAACAGACUGUAGAUCAAUUGCAGUGUCUUUUUUAAAAAGCCAAAUUGUUUGCAACCAAUACUACAAGGAUAGUUUUUUUACUAAAUACUGUUAUUUGCCCAGGUUCUUCUUCUCCAUGAAAUUAUUUCCGUUUUUAUAUUUUUUUUUGUGUGCGACUGAACUGCUCUCUCCUGCUGUUGUUAUGCAGGAAAAUUAAAGAUGUAAUUUGGGAAAUAUCUAAUCCCAGUGUAAUCCAUUCAGUCAUACUGUAAACAUAACUUCACCAUCGCAGACCACUGACUGACCACGCCCCUGAUGCCUUAGAUCCUAGGCCCAACACAGGUCCUGGUUUACACACUAAUGUGCAUUUAACAGCCGCGUCAUGAAUGGGGACAGAGACAUUUCACUUCACUUUACCUCAUGUGCGUAACUUGUGCUUCUUACCCCUUUAAUGUGGGUAUUUCUUUUGUUGAUCGAUGUGACAGUACAUCAGAUGCUAAUAUAGCUCAGUAAAGAUUUAACUUUGUCUUCUUCAUAACUACAUGGUUUAUGAGCAAAUCCAAUUAACAUUUAAAUUUUCUUAUUUACACACUUGGUAUCUAAUUCCUACAUCAGAAAUGGUAUUCUUUGCACUAAAUGUACUGCAGUUUGACUAUAAUCUGUAAAUUAAAAUUGUUUGACAAAA